AUGCAGCUUUUAUGCAGUGUUCUGAAAUUUAGUGGAACAUUUUGAUUUAUUGCAAGCAUAGUUGCAUAUUUAUGAAACAUUGUUUACAAACACAGUUUAUUGUUAGAAUGUUUCUCUUGAACACUCGCAGUUUCUUGGAUUUUUGCAAAGCGAUUCAUAUCAAUAAUUCGAUCGAUCGAUUCAUAGAUAUUUGGCAAUAUAGGAAGUGUUAGGAAGUGUUUUAUGAUUUGUAAACAAUAUUUUAUGUAUGUGUAUUUCUUAUUGAGGAGCAAAUAACAAUUAAUAGGCAGAUUUAGUAGUAUUUUCUUAAAUAAACACUUUAGAAGAAGAAAAAGUAAAAUAUGAAAAUAAAACAUUUUGUUUUCCUUUGUGUUCCCCCUCUUUACUAAUACAUCUUUAUUUUCCGAGAAUGUUUAUGAUCGCGCGCAAUGCGGUCAGUAGAGUCAAUGUUUGUUGCGCAGUGUUAUUUCCAAUAUUUUUUAGAGCACAAUAGCUCUUAAUAAUUGAAAAUUCAGUUAGAAUUCACGCACGAAAUUUGAGUCAGUGUUUGUUCGUAGUGUCUUUUAUUUUUCUUUUCUCAUAUUUUUUUUUAAAUUCAAUAUCAGCUUUCGGUAUUAGAAUCAGUGCUUCUCUUCAAAGAAUCUAACCUCUUCAAGAGUUAAAAAUAUGUAAUUUUUCACAAUCUCCAGUUGCAUCACGGGAUCCUAUUCCUUCGUGAUGGCAUUUUCUGAAUUGCAGUAACAUUGAUGGCACUAUUCUUCGUAUGCAAUGAUACCCUAAUCGUAAUCUAAUCAAUCGUGCCUUGGCAUUAUGUGCCACCUGAGAAUACAGUUUUAUAGCAAAAAUCCGAGAUAAGAAUAUGAAUUGAUUCGUGAUUUUAAAUUAAUGGAAAGGUGGAUGUCAAACACGUUUUUUAUCUACCGAGAUACACAAGUUAUUUGAUUCGUGACAAUGAGGAAAGUUAAUAUAGUUAUAUUAUUAAAUAGUCGGGAAGCGAGCCUAGCCGGGGCAGCAGUGCGGCAGAGAUGAAACAUUGUCGGGAAACGCGUUUACCAGCCCAGCCUCAUACGAGACACGAAUGUCUCGUCUGGGCUAGGAGAUUAAAUAGAAAUUUUCAAAGUAAAAACGUUAAUGAAAAGAGACAUGGAGCACAAGCAAACGAUCUUGCUCGCACCUGCGUUGAGCAACAGCAGCUGUUGGCGGAGGGACACAUCCGAAGGCACUUGGACUGGACCAGGCCCAGGGGAAUUGUUACGCGCCGCUUUAAUUCUUGUACUCAGUCUCGGUAUUCUUUGUGCCAAUCUGCUAGUAAUAUGCGUCAUAAACAGCAGACGAUACAGCAAAUACAUUCACGCACAGCCAAAGUACUUACUUACAAGUUUGGCGAGCAACGACCUAGCUAUUGGUCUUCUGGUUACACCAUUCGGCUUCUUACCAGCCGUCUACGGAUGUUGGCCAUAUGGUGAAGUCGUCUGUCAAAUACAGGCACUUCUUAGAGGAGCUUUAACUCAGCAGAGCGCUGUUAUCCUCGUCUGUAUGGCAAUUGAUCGUUACGUUUGUAUGCUACACCCGCAUCAUUAUCAUAAGCACACAUCUAAAAAGUAUUACAUGCGGCAGGGUUGCGUGGCAGUGAUGUCAACUACUUGGAUAGCAAGCGUGGCGAUUUUUGGUGCUCUCGUACUACCAAGAGGUGGUUAUUACUUUAACGGCUCUGGUCUUCUUGCCUGCGACCCUUUCUUCGCCAGGGCUUCCCUUCGGAUUCUCGCGUGCUGUUGUUUUUAUUUCCCUACAACGAUGGUGCUGAUGUACUGCUACGGUUCAGCCUUCCACGUUAACAAACUGCGCCUGAAAAGGGUGGUUUGCGUUAACACGCCGGAGGUCGUUAGUGGAGGCCAUAUGGAGAGGCUUGUAGCUCACGAGAGACGACUGUCAACUUCUGCCUCGCGAACAAUGGCUGCAAUGAGUUUAGGAUUCAUUGUUAUGGUCACACCAUGGACAAUUCAGGAAGUCGUUGCAGCUUGUACCGGAAGCAAACCACCACCAUUCCUCGACUUCCUUGCCACGUGGCUUGCGCUCUCCAACAGCUUCUGGAAUCCGUUCCUCUAUUGGCUGCUCAACAAUCACUUUCGCCGUAUUUCAAGGGAGCUACUCUACACUAAGGUACUUUGUAGGCCAAAACCGUUGGGACCGAAACAGCAUUGUUGCGCUACUAGCACAGGUGGUCUUGAUGUUUGCAGUAUGGGAGGAGUUGACUUAUCAGGUUUAGAGCGUUGCUCAAUAGACCGAUUUUCGAUGGCUCGGUGUUCCUCUUCGUCAUUAGCCAAUACACCGCCACCACUUCCUUGGGAGACCGGACAUGUCCUACAUAAUGAUGCUACGCCUACGUGAGUUAGGGAUGCCGCCACGCAGACGGAGGACAUAGGAUCUCCAACGCAUGCUAGUUAGUAUAGCGUGGCGGCAGAAUGGCACCCCGUGAUUCACUACGCUGGAAUUGAACAGUCAUCCCAUCGCCAAUAUUUCCGAAAUAACUCGUCUUCGUCGAUAAUGGAAUAUUCGUUGCAGGAAGAAAGGUUGCGGCACGAACACACUGCGCAAAUCCGACGUAAUCGCCGAUAUUAUUUGGAAAAUACGCGCUUCAAAAGCGUGCCGGAUUUGAUUCGAGACCUCGAAUCCAGUUGACGCAUUUAUCUGAAAUACUAAACACGUUAUCGAAGAUAGGCAUAACGUGCGAUAAAUAACGAUACAGAAUUGAUGUUCGUCGACGAACACAGUACGAUUUCCUACUAAUCAAAGAUUUAAGACUUUUUAUUAUAGAUUAACGAUAUUUAACCGAAAGAUGCAAGGCGUACUGUCUUGGAAGUUAAGAAUACGAUUUUUCAUAAUUUGAAUUAAAAUGUAAGUACAUGUCUGUAGUAUUAAAAUAUAAAAUAUAAUAAUAAACUUAAGUGAAUUAUAUAAAAUUAUUAUAUACUUUCAAUGCUUCUCUAUGAUUUCAGAGUAAAAGCAAAAGAUUCCUUGGUAUCACUAACAAUUAGUGUUCAUUAAUAAUUAGUGCAUCAUUAACGAUUGUCUGUUAUACGGUAUCGUUUCAAUUUAAAGGCAUUUCGCUGAAAUAUAUGCCUGUAAUUUUUUGGCCGAAAUACCAUAUAUUUAUAAUAACCGCACAAAUUAUAGGUAUAAAAUAGUAUUUAAGAAGUUGCAAUAAUUACUAUGUUUAAUUUACCUGUUAUAAUGUUUCUUUUCUUUUUUAAACUAUACUGUUAUGAUAAUUGAAUGAAGCAAUUGUUUCAGAAAAGUUUAUCAAAUAUGGAGUAACUUAAAUGGGAUAUUUAUGUAGAUAGCUAUGUAUAGCCUUACACUAAUUUGAUUGAUAUUUACCAUAUUUGUUAAGUUUGUUUAUUGUUAUAUAGGUCUUAAUAUUGGAUCACGUGUAACAUUUCUUUAGAGAUAUUAAAAUUUAACUUUUCCUGGAGUACUAACAGUAUUCUAUUGUACUACACAUUAUAUUAUAUAUUUUAAAUCUGGUACAAUAAUACAGAUAUAUUUUCUCCACAUAUUGUCGUGGUUAUUAAAAUCAUUAUAGUUAUUGUUGUCGUUACUGUUGUUACUAUUACUAUGCAUCGUGCGGCAAUAAAUUGUAAUCUUCUGACCAUUUGUGAAUAGAGUGUGUUUUCAACGAAUAGAAGUAGCCAUUCGUGUGAACAAAAUUUGACUACAUAAAAGACAAAAAAGUGAUAAGAAUUAAAUAAAGAAAAUGGCAGAUAUGAAUACUUUACAAUUGUUAUAUCAUUUACAAAAUAGACGAUUCAGGGACUGUAAUAUAAGCUUGAGAAAUUGUUAUUAAUAAACGUCUCUUCACAAAACAAAAUUCCUAGAUCAUAAACAUAACCGUAUGAUGUUGGAUAGAAACAUAAUAGUAUCUCUGUGUACGUCAAUAUUAUAUCCAGCAACGCAACGCUGUAUACUGUAUAAUAUAAGUAUUUUAUAAGCAAAUGAAGAGUGAUGAGAAGAAACUAUCAUAAAAUUGCAAAAUUGCACAUAGACACAGUUUAGUGUUUGGUUGACAGAUACGCUAUAACUAAAUAAAGAAGAUCGAUGUAAUGUAGUUUUGUUUUUAGUUUUAAUUAUCAUAUAAAUUUAUAUGAAACAAAUGGGGAAAUCUUAUUGACCGGACAUCUUGUACAUUUUGCAUUAUUUUUAAUUUCUAGUACAAGAGUUUAUUUUUAUCUGAAUAUUAUAUUGAACAAUUAAUAGGUAAACUUACUGAAGAUAUUCACUUGGACUCCAGAUUAACUUGGAAAUUUACUAUAAUAUUUCCUGUAGGCAUUUAUAAAAGUAACUAUAAAUACUUGUUGUUGUAACACAAGUUGUACACGUAGUAAAGUAGAAAUCGUACCAUGUUGUACAAUAUUACACUAAUUAUAUACAUUUUUAACAACCUUUUUUCAAAUUUAAAUUCAUUUGCAACAUAAUAUUUAUAGAUUAUAUAUACAUAAAUGUCAAUAUAUGUACAUGUAUACAUGUACGCUAUUUAUGCAAUGUAUUCCGAAUGCGUUAUGAUAAUGCAAAACUUAAUACAUCGUACGAUGGUCAACUUUUUCGUUAAGUUUCUAAGCUGUUUGUGAGUGUUAGUAUUUUUAUACUAAACGUAACACUUUUAUAUAAGUUUCGUUCACACAAAUCAGAUUGAUCCAGUUAUUUGAGUUUAUGUUUGAAUUUAUGAAAGUCGAGUUAUAAUUUGAAGUUACUUUGUUUCCGUUGUUUGCUCAAAUUACUGAAAUUGCAAUUGGUACUUCUUUCAAAGAGAGCAAUUUGCAACUUAAAGUACUCAAGGAACUUGUUCGCAAAACUUGAAGGGAUGUUUUAAAUCACAUUGAUAAAAUAACAAAUUUGUAGUAAUGUGUCUAAAAUUACUAAGUUAUAAAUAAAUUGAAUUCGAGUAACUGGGCUAGUCUACACGAGAGGCUUUAGAUCAAUAUUAUAUCUCAUUAUUUAUUUCUUCAUUUCAGUAUGUACCAUACAACGCAUUUGUUCAUAAAUUUUAUUAUGUACCGCGUGGAUGCAACAUUACUCUCUUUUUAUUCGUUAAACAAUUACCGAUAACUGCUUGCUUUUACGUACAAUACAAAUGGAGAACGUAACAGCUACCGCAUUUAAUUGGGAAUAUUUUACUGAACAAAAUAUUGCAAGAAAAAUAACCGUACGAUGUACAUUAAUCUUCCAAUAUGCUACGAUACAUCAACGUAUGUAAGGUUGAAUUGGUGUUGUUAAUGUUGAGAGAUGAUAAGAGCGAAACACUGCCUGUUGGCUUGCCAACAACGUGAAAGCUCCUGUAUACCGAUGAAAUGAAACAUUUGACGUUGCCUCGAGCACAAAUAGCUCCUUAUCAAAUAGGGCACAAAUCAUUUUUGUAUCGAAUAAGCGAACGCGUAUCAAUUUUAAGUACUCAGAACUUAGUGUAGGAACGACUAGAGAAACGCUAAAAUGCCAGUUAGAUAAAACAUUUCUAAUAGCGGGAAUAAUGAUUUUUUAGUCAUCAAUUUACUAAAAUGAUUGCCUUAACCGAAAAAAUUUUUUGUGUAUUGGUAACAGACAUAUUACAUUGUAACCGAUCUAUACCGAGGAAGAAAUUUAAUUACAUUUCUUAGAUCUUUUAUUUUGGUUUUAGAACUUUUUAAAUUCGACGAAAACAUAAUUUGUGAUACUCUUAAUUUAUUUUAAUAAAACAUAUUGUAGUAUUUUCAAUUUAAAAGCAGAUUUAUUAUUUUAGCUUUCAUUAAAUUAUUGCAUUUUGUACUCUCUUAUUUUAUUUAUUAUAGUACUAUUUAUUAUCAUCUAAAUAUUAAUUAUUUAUUCAUUCAUAUACAUAUUUAUAAUAACAUAUUAUUAUUAUUAUUAUUAU
This is a messenger RNA of Bombus huntii, 5902 nucleotides long. Its product is annotated as trace amine-associated receptor 9. Gene Ontology annotation, cellular component: membrane. The record is from RefSeq and is a predicted model, not a curated record. Lineage: Eukaryota; Metazoa; Arthropoda; Insecta; Hymenoptera; Apidae. Gene Ontology annotation, biological process: neuropeptide signaling pathway. The transcript is spliced from 11 exons. The coding region runs from base 1132 to 2388 and encodes 418 amino acids. Gene Ontology annotation, molecular function: corazonin receptor activity.